AGCACCACCAACAGCUCUUCCAUCUCACUGCAACAUCGCAUCGACAGUCUACAGCAUUUGUCGAUCAAACACUGCUCAUCAAGCUUAGUUGUAGUUCGUCACUACUGUAACUUGGUCAGCUCUCAUCGUCCAGAAAACAAGAGGUGGCGGAACGGAAGGAACACAUACACAAGAUAGAAGCUUUUGGUCGCUGCAACAAUAUAAUGGAGAUGGUGCUCGACAACAGCGCUCCGGGCGUCGUCGCGGCCGGGCAGUCGUACCGCGGCGUGAGGAAGAGGAAGUGGGGAAAGUGGGUGUCGGAGAUAAGAGAGCCGGGCAAGAAGACGCGCAUCUGGCUGGGCAGCUUCGAGUCUCCGGAGAUGGCCGCGGUGGCGCACGACGUGGCGGCGCUGCGCCUGCGCGGGCGCGAGGCGCGGCUCAACUUCCCGGGCCUGGUCCACCGCUUCCGCCGCCCGGCCACCGCCGAGCCCGACGACGUCCGCGCCGCCGCGCUGGAGGCCGCGGCCCAGGUCCGGUUCAGGCCCGACCUCGUCGCAAUGCAGGCCUCCGGCGGGGAGGGCGGCUGCUGCUUCGGCGGCGCCGGCGGCAGCGACGACACCGGCAGCCCGGAGCCGCUGGCUGCAGGCGAGGACGAUGUGGCGUGGGACGUCUUGCUCGGGACCGACGUGGAGGUGGUGGAGUCGCCCAAGAUGUGGGAUGAGCUGGCCGAGGCCAUGCUCGUGGCCCCGCCAGCGUGGGAGGGCGAUAUGGAGGACACUGACGACUGGGCCCAGGGUAAUCUCUGGGACCUACCUGUCUGGGCCCUGGGCCCCACCGGCAGAUGCAGCUUCACAUCCUUUGGUUUUUAGAGGUGUGAACUGAAAACCCAUCGGUUUAAUCAAUCUUCUUCUUAAAACCAUAUAUAUAUAUAGGUCAAUGAGGUAUUCUAUUCUAGAGAGCAUAAUCGAUCAUGGUUAAGAAUGUUCUAAUGAUCCUUCGAUUUUCUUUGGUUUCUGAACGUCUAUGGGUCCCGUCUGUCAGUGUGUGCAGACUUGGUAGCUAGCAAAUAAGGUCUAGCUAGCUAGCUAGCACGUGCAAUUCACGUGGGUAAAAAAACAACAACAAGCAGGAUGUAAUUCUUUCUGUUUCCCUCUCAUCUCAUGGAUGAGAAGUUGAAAUGCAUCUGCUGCUCUAAA
Messenger RNA from Zea mays, 1175 nucleotides. RefSeq lists its product as uncharacterized. Bases 204 to 848 code for a protein of 214 amino acids. The transcript has a single exon. The record is from RefSeq and is marked validated. Lineage: Eukaryota; Viridiplantae; Streptophyta; Magnoliopsida; Poales; Poaceae. Gene Ontology annotation, biological process: regulation of DNA-templated transcription. Gene Ontology annotation, molecular function: DNA binding; DNA-binding transcription factor activity.